AUGGACGAUGAUGUCGACUUUUUCACACGCAAGCCCAUGGCGAAUAGGUUCAAAUCCAAACAAAAGGCAAAGCUACUUUCCAAGGCAGCGGCCUCAACUUCGAAUGGCAUCACGCAAAGAACAGCAUCUACAGCGGCAGCUUCAAGUUCCCAGUACGCAGCAAGUGCACAACAGGUUGGCGACGUGGACAGUCCGGACGUAGCGGUCGACGUCGAUGUACUCGAGGACGAGGACGAAGACGAAGACGGGGAUGAAAAUGCCGCGCUAUCUAACAGCGACGCCGACAUCCCGAGUGACGAUAGCGAUGCUUCGGCAAAACGUAGGGCAAAGCGUCGCAAAAAGCGCCACGCAAAGACACUGCCCGCUUGGGCUUCGCAGGGCAAUCAUGUACGACCAUCACAGGAGCCUUCGUCGUCGUCAUCCAGUGCGGUCUUCUUGGACGCCGAGACCGGGACCGACGGUAACACAUCGAGUCGGCUUGGCCCCGAUAAAAGGGCAGCCACGGGCAGCACCUCUGCCAACGCAAACGGGAGCGGAAACGGUAGAGCCCGGGGCGUGAGCCUCACGCCGCCACCCCCUAUCUCGCCGGAAAAGCUGUACCUGGCGCACGAGCUCGUAAAUCGUACCAUGGCAAGCAAGUUCGGCACCUCGACUGCUUCUGCUACAACAUGGGCGUCUUCAGCACCUGCCCUGUCUUCGAGCAACGAUUCUGCGUCAGGCCCUCGUCGAGCUACGAGAAGGAUGCGCAAUUCUGCGACUCCAUCAUUUGGUCAAGACGUUGCUGCUGCUGGCUCUUCCACCGUCUUGUCGCCGACAGCUGCGACACGAGACGAUGAUGAUGAUGAUGCGAACGGGCAAGUCCACUGGGAUCCGGAUCUGGCCCGCUUGAUGCGCGGAGAGAAUGCCAGGCACAUCCGCGAGCAAGCCAGACGCGAGCAGCAGGAACGUGAAGAGAAACGCAAGCAGCGAGAACUGGAACGCAUCCGACAGCAGCCGUCUUCGCUUCCCGGCUCUUCUUCACAGCGUUCAACUCACUUUGGCCGGACACAAUCAGCUCCUCAGACGACGAUCCAGGCCAGGUCUUCUGCUGCGAACGGCGGCAAUGAGAGCGAUGAUAGUGUCGAAUUUGUUGCAAGGCCGGGGAGAAAGGCGAGCACACCACCUUGUCGCACGCGCUCGAACACCAACACAAGAGCUGGUGCUGCAACCCAAACCGCAGCAGCGCCAAAGAAUGACGCCAUCGUCGUCAUUGACAGCGACUCGGACGAUGAUCAAGAGUCAAGCAAGGGGAACGGCACUACCGCUGGCGCCGCAGCACACGACCCAUCCCCUUCUUCACCACCAGCAAUAGAGGCAGCCGGCGAAACGCUCGCGCUCAGCCUGCAGUCCAAAGUUGGGUCCAUUUCAGUGACCGUGACACCGACAACACUGCUCUGUCGCAUCAUCCAGCACUUUCACGACAAAAAGCUGGACAGCAGCGUCAAGGUGGAGUCGAUGAGAAUCAUGUUUGACGGUUUUGCGUACAAGCCGGAUCAGACGGUAGGCGACAUGGAUGUGGAAGAUGGAGACCAGAUUGAGUUGUCUUGGCCUUGA
This is a messenger RNA of Sporisorium graminicola, 1593 nucleotides long. RefSeq lists its product as uncharacterized. Bases 1 to 1593 code for a protein of 530 amino acids. The record is from RefSeq and is a predicted model, not a curated record. The transcript has a single exon. NCBI's taxonomy places the organism in Eukaryota, Fungi, Basidiomycota, Ustilaginomycetes, Ustilaginales, Ustilaginaceae. Gene Ontology annotation, molecular function: protein binding.